Mercurialis annua (annual mercury) is the source of this 593-nucleotide messenger RNA. Its product is annotated as peptidyl-prolyl cis-trans isomerase FKBP12. The transcript has 5 exons. NCBI's taxonomy places the organism in Eukaryota, Viridiplantae, Streptophyta, Magnoliopsida, Malpighiales, Euphorbiaceae. Bases 66 to 404 code for a protein of 112 amino acids. The record is from RefSeq and is a predicted model, not a curated record. Gene Ontology annotation, molecular function: peptidyl-prolyl cis-trans isomerase activity.
UAUAAAUCCCUAGCUGACAAUUAAAUCCAUCUUUUAACAGUUCACAAAACCACUGUCACACAAGAAUGGGAAUUGAGAAGACCCUUAUCCGGCCCGGCACCGGCCCCAAGCCUUUCGUCGGUCAAAACGUCACCGUUCACUGCACUGGAUUUGGGAAAAAUCGCGAUCUUUCUCAGAAGUUCUGGAGCACUAAGGAUCCUGGACAGAAGCCUUUCUCGUUCAAGAUUGGUCAGGGAAAUGUUAUAAAAGGAUGGGAUGAAGGUGUCAUGGGAAUGCAAAUUGGAGAAAUCGCUCGUCUUCGGUGCUCUCCGGAUUAUGCUUAUGGAGCUGGUGGAUUUCCAGCAUGGGGAAUACAACCUAACUCCGUCCUGGAUUUUGAGAUUGAAGUCCUAAGUGCCCAGUGACUUCUUUAUUGGGAUAGUGCCUGUUAGCAACUCUUUUGAACACCAUAUGAAAUACUUUAAAUAACUUGUGAUGAACGCUAAGAUAUAUAUGAGUGUUGUGUACUGACAUUUGGUGCACAAACAUGAAGUGUUUCUCAGUUUUAUGUUGGUUCAAGUUUUAAUUUUACUUGAGUUUGGUGUUGGAUUGAA